AUGGCGGCGUUAGAAGUCAUGGGAGAGGAGGGUGAGCUCAGAAGACAUGCGAGAGCAGGAUCAGCUCAGAAGUCACAGUCGAAGAUGGUGUGCUCAGAAAGGGUUGAAGAGGAGGUUGAAGAGCUGCGCCAGUUGGAGCCCAGGGGCCAGCACUGCCUGCCUCUGUCCCUGCGUUCAUCUGUCCGCCAUGCAGCCAGCAGCCAUGAGAAAGCCGCCAGGGGUGCCUGCAGGCCACGGGUGAAGAAGAAAGUCUGUCCUAGCUCAACCCCUAGCGAGAAGGUAACCCGGAGCAAGGAGGAGACCCUGGACAAAGUGGUGACCCUGGUGGAGGAGGUGCCCAGACUGAGAAAGUGACCCAGGUCAACGAGGUGACCCAGACCAACCCAGGCUGACUCAGUGACCCAAACUGAGGAGAUGGCAGAAAUGGGGCUCAGUGUAACCAUCACUCACAGCAAUGAGAAGUAUGACCUUCAUGUUACCCCACAGCAGGGCAGCAGUGAACCAAUUGUCCAAGACCUGGCCCAGGUUGUUGAAGAGGCCACAGGGGUUCCACUACCUUUUCAGAAGCUCAUAUUUAAGGGAAAGUCCCUGAAGGAAAUGGAGACACCAUUGUCAGCACUUGGAAUGCAAAAUGGCUGUCGGGUCAUGUUAAUUGGGGAAAAGAGCAAUCCAGAAGAGGUUGAGCUAAAGAAGUUGAAGGACUUAGAGACAUCUGUAGCGAAGGUAGCCAACGACCUGGAAGAGUUUAAUAAAGAACUUGCUGGAAUCCAGCAGGAUUUUCUGGCUAAGGAUUUGCAAGCAGAAACUCUCAGCAAGCUUGACAGGAGAGUGAAGGCAAUAAUGGAGCAGUUCAUGAAGAUCUUGGAGGAAAUUGACACAAUGGUCCUACCAGAAAAUUUCAAAGAUGGUAGGCUAAAAAGGAACAGGUUGGUGCAGAAGGUUCAGGCAUUCCUAGCUGAGUGUGACAUAGCAGAGCAGAACAUCUGCCAGAAGACUGAGUGGCUGCAGUCUACAAAUUUGGCCCUUUAUGAGUGA
Molecule: messenger RNA, 1035 nt
Organism: Jaculus jaculus (lesser Egyptian jerboa)
Lineage: Eukaryota; Metazoa; Chordata; Mammalia; Rodentia; Dipodidae
Product: BAG family molecular chaperone regulator 1-like
Exons: 2
Biological process (GO): protein stabilization
Cellular component (GO): cytoplasm; cytosol; membrane
Molecular function (GO): adenyl-nucleotide exchange factor activity; protein-folding chaperone binding
Source: RefSeq, a predicted model, not a curated record